This is a messenger RNA of Bactrocera oleae (olive fruit fly), 3060 nucleotides long. RefSeq names its product solute carrier family 16 member hermes (gene hrm). Lineage: Eukaryota; Metazoa; Arthropoda; Insecta; Diptera; Tephritidae. Gene Ontology annotation, biological process: transmembrane transport. Gene Ontology annotation, cellular component: membrane. The record is from RefSeq and is a predicted model, not a curated record. Gene Ontology annotation, molecular function: monocarboxylic acid transmembrane transporter activity.
UGGACAAACAGCAGCAGCGAAGAUGCGUGGAAUCCGAGGAGCACAGUGAUUGUGAUUUUUCUUUCAUUAUUACAUUGUUACUUUAUUAUUUUUGUAAUACUUUAUUUUCGCAUAGUAUAGUGAUGUUUUUGGUGAAGUGACGGACGAUUUUUUCAUGCAAUUAAUGCAGAAAAAUAAUACUUACAUACAUAAUAAUAACUGUAACUGGACGAAUUUAAAGUUCGUAAAUGAGGUAAGUUGUUAUGAAGUAAUAAGGUGCGUUGAACAUUUUCAGUGAUUUGUAAAGUAAUGCAUAUGAGUUGAGUUGCUUGUGCGUACUCUCGGUUAGAAGGAUAUCGAGAACGUGCAAUUUGUUAAGUAAAUAUGAGCAUGUAAACAGACGGGGUCAGGGUCGAAUAGGCAUACUUAAUAAUCCAGUUUUGCAUUAAAUCAAGAACAGACAAAAAAUGAAUAAAACACACGAAUACGAAAUGACAUUGUAACAAGUACGGGUGCUUGAAGAUUUUUAUUGUUUGCUAGUAAAACGGAAAUGGAGAAGGGGAAUACAGACCGCGUUUUGUGUUUUGAUGACCCUGGAAUACAUAAGGCGUAUGUUCAUACGCUUUGUGUUGUUCUUUUCUUGUUUACUUAAUAAAUCUUAUUUAUGAACGUGUAUAUGCGUAUAAAAAUAACAGCAUAGGCUUAUACAUACGCGAUUUCUUUUCAUAAUGAAUCAUUUUCAAACCGCAUAUAAUAUAAUAAUGGUAACGGCUACAUAAGCUAAUUGGCGCUGAAGCAGCUGAAUCAAAUGACAGAAAUUUGCUUUUUCUUUUGCGACUUGAGUGUUUUUUUUUUUUUUUUUUUGGAAAUUUCCCCUUUGUAUUCUUACUUCAUAAAGUGAGAACAUGCGCUGUCGACGUAAUGGGGUCAGUAGCAUUUUCUUUGAACGCAGAAGCAGAUGAGUUUCUAUACCGAAGGGGGUGAUAAAUCCGGCGCCAACCGCUUUAAACCGCAAUUUUAAUAAGUGAUGUCUUGUUGGUGUUGUCGAUAAAUAUAAUGGCAAGAGAAGACGUAUCUGUGACUAAAAAGCAGAAUUCUAACGCAGAUUGCAAUAAAUUGAAAGUUAACGGAGCUACCGAAUCAUGUGAUAAAGCAGUUAGUUUAUUGGAUACCAAACCAAAUGUAGACAAUAGUGAAUAUGACUUGGUUCCACCGGAUGGAGGUUGGGGUUGGCUGGUAUUACUUGGAUCCAUGAUGGUCAAUAUACUUAUACCGGGUACCAUUAAGAGUUUUGGUGUAUUAUUUGUUGAGUUUUUGGAAGCAUUCGAAGCGUCCCCGGCGACAGGAGCAUGGAUACCCGCUCUUUGUUAUUUCCUAUAUAGUUCGUUAGGUCCCGUCUCCAGUAUAUUAUCUGUUAAGUAUUCAUAUCGAACAGUAACGAUAAUGGGUGGUGCUUCAGCGGCAUUUGGUAUGAUCGCGUCUUUUUGGGCCUCAUCUGUAGCAUAUUUGUACUUAAGUUAUGGAGUUCUCGUGGGGAUUGGUGCCGGUCUAUCUUUUCCGCCAACUGUGUAUAUAGUGACGUCAUACUUUGUUAGACUACGUGGACUAGCCAAUGGACUUUGCAUAUCGGGCAGCGCGCUUGGAUCCAUUAUAUUACCACCAGUAUUGCGUUGGCUACUCGAAAAUUAUGGAUAUAGAGGUGCAGUUCUUAUAAUGGGUGGUAUAACGUUAAAUGUAUUUGUUGCCGCCAUAUUUUAUGAGCCCGUGGAACAACAUAUGAUUCGAGUACCUAAAAACAAGAAUGCCCUUGAAGAUAUCGAAGAGGAAGAUAUUGGCAUCGUAUUGAAGUUUGAAACCGUAGACGAAGCUGGCUCUAUAAAUAACGACGUGCAAUCUCAUGAUGGUUGUAGCGAUGUGGGUACAAAACCAUUUCCGCCAUACAGUCCACCAGCACUUUUGGAGGACAAUCAAUUCGUGCGCAGCGCAUCAGCUGCGGUAGUACAAAAUUGCAGUAAGCACCAAGAUGAAUAUGCACCAACCUCACGCACACGAAAAAUUAGCACACCCGUCCGCUUGCCACAACGCAAUCAAACAUUUACGCCCGGCCAAUUGAAUUCACAAUCAUCGUUAUAUGCUGUGCCAGAGGGCGGUCGUUCCAGCCAUAAACUCGAUCGUCUCCAUGCUUUACGCAACAAUUCUAAAAAUCGUCUUUCGCGACGUUCGCCUUCCACGAGUAGUUUUCAGUAUGUAAGUACACCAUACCACGGCAGCACAUUGUCCUUUCAGCCGAAAGAGUUUUCAUCACACCUAUCGUUGCGUUCGAUGGGUAGUAGCACUGGCGCAGCAGCUAGUGAAAGUUUAAUGGGUGACGUUGUUGGCGAUAAGGGCGAACCCAAAACGUCUACACGCUCAAAAUUCUUCGAUCUCAGCCUAUUAAAGGAUCCUACUUAUUUGGUUAUACUAAUAUCGAAUUCAACAAAUGCCAUUGGUUACACCAAUUUUAUUAUAUUGCUGCCAGCUUACGGUGUAGCAUUAGGCUUUAAUAAAUCGCUAUCAGCAUACCUGAUUUCAAUUGUUUCGGCUACGGAUCUUAUUGGACGUAUUGGUGGAUCGGCCCUUUCGGAUCUCGGCCUAAUACCAAAGACAUGGUACUUCAUUGGAGGCCUUGCAAUUUCCGGUUUAUCGCUAGCGCUUUUACCAUUCGCCACCACUUAUGGUAUGCUAAGUUUUUGGUGUGCCGUUUUUGGUCUCGCAUCUGGUAUAUAUGUCGGCAUCACUGCUGUUAUAAUGGCUGAUAUGUUGGGUGAAGAGCGUUUAACAUCAUCCUAUGGCAUUAGCUUAUUUGUAAAUGGAAUAUUGCAAUUGAUUGGACCACCACUAUGUGGCGUUUGGUAUGAAGCAGUUAUGGACUAUAGUCCACUGUUUCAUACAUUGGGACUAACGUUAUUGUGUGGCGCCAGCCUUUGGAGUUUCAUGCCAUUUAUUAAUAGACAAAAAGCCAAAGAAGAAAAAUUGAGACAAGCACAAUGCGACAACGAGGCGCAUUAAUUGUAUUUUUCAUAUACAGAACUGCGUUUUUUU